Messenger RNA from Saccostrea cuccullata (small rock oyster), 1065 nucleotides. Its product is annotated as fibroleukin-like. Bases 21 to 1037 code for a protein of 338 amino acids. The transcript is spliced from 6 exons. Lineage: Eukaryota; Metazoa; Mollusca; Bivalvia; Ostreida; Ostreidae. The record is from RefSeq and is a predicted model, not a curated record.
ACAAAAUUGAAAGGACGACGAUGUUUUUAGUUCUUGUACUGACUUUCAUGUCUGUACCACAAGUCAAGACGGCUUCCUUGUUAACCAGUACUAACGAUCAGAACGCCACUGCUCUGAUAAACGAAGGAAAUGACGCAAAGGAUAUCGAUAUCCUCCGUCAGCUCGUCAAUCAAGAGACACUAAUACGGGUAUCCGUUGUCAAUGACGUCAGGACAGCUCUGGAUGACGUCAAUUCUGUGAAGAAAAACAUGGAAAUAUUACAAAGAAAGGUUGAUUCUCUGACUGAGGAGCAGAAAAGAGUAAACAGUAAUUGCCAGGAAAAGAUUCAGGACCUUGAAAAGAGGUUUUCUAAAAAAAUCGCCGAAAUUUACGAAGAUGUCAAACUCAAACAGGAUUGUAAGGACCACUAUACAGAGGGAAAAACACAGUCCGGUGUCUAUGAAAUUCAUCCGUUUGAAAACCAGACCCAAGUCAGCGUGUAUUGUGACAUGGAAACCGAGGGCAGUGGGUGGACAGCAAUUCAGAGACGUGUGGGCGGAUCUGUGAGAUUCAACAAAUCGUGGGCGGAGUACAAGACUGGGUUCGGGAAUCCUAACGACUCCUACUGGAUUGGAAACGACGUUAUUCAGCAGUUGACAAAGGGAAGAAACUCAUCUCUCUACGUCUCCAUCACAUUAAGAAAUGGCACAACUCUGUAUGAACUCUAUCAACAGUUUGCUAUUAGUGAUGAAUCAGGCAAAUACAAACUUUUCCUUGGCGGGCCAGCUACCGGGACAUUAGGAGACGCUAUGUUAGACACUGGGAAGUCUACGAGAGAUCUGUCUGGAAUGUUCUUCUCCACUCCAGACAGGGAUAAUGACGGAGCUAUGGGUCCGAACUGUGCCGCAGCUAAUGAAGGAGGCUGGUGGUUUAACUACUGCCACCUCGCCUACCUUAACGGUCCCUGGGCCCCGGCAAUGUGGGCCGCUCCAUGGUAUCCUAUAGUAGAGUACGGAUCCUCAGUAAGGGAGACCAGGAUGUUAAUUAAACUUCACUAGAUGCAGAUUAUACAGGAGGAAAGAAAGA